AUGGUCUACCCGUGGACCUUCACCUUCCUCUGUGGUUUGCUGGCAGCCAACCUGGUAGGAGCCACCUUAACCCCUCCUGUGGUUCUCAGUCUCAGCACAGAAGUCAUCAAGCAAAUGCUGGCACAGAAACUGAAGAAUCGCGACGUUACCAACACCCUGCAGCAGCUGCCACUGCUCACUGCCAUGGAGGAGGAGUCGUCCGGGGGCAUUUCCGGCAGCCUGGUGAAAUCCAUCCUGCAGCAUAUCCUCUGGCUGAAAGUCACCUCAGCCAGCAUCCAUCAGCUGCAGGUGCAGCCCCUGGCCGAUGGCAGGCAGCUGAUGGUCAAGGCCCCCUUGGACAUGGUGGCUGGAUUCAACACGCCCCUUUUCAAGACCGUUGUGGAGCUGCACAUGGAGGUGGAGGUCCAAGCCAUCAUCCACGUGGAGACAAGCGAGAAGGACCACACCCGCCUGGUCCUCAGCGAGUGCUCCAACACCGGCGGAAGCCUGCGCAUCACCCUGCUGCACAAGCUCUCCUUCCUGCUCAAAUGCUUAGCUGACAAGGUCAUAAGCCUUCUGACGCCAGCGUUCCCCAAACUGGUGAAAAGCGAGCUGUGUCCUGGGCUCAAGGCGGGCUUUGAGGAUAUGCGUGGGGAACUCUUGAACCUAACGAAGGUGCCCAUGCCUCUCAACUCUGAGCACCUGAAGCUUGAUUUUAUUUCUCCUGUCAUCGACCAUGGUGUUGUCCAUCUCAUCCUGGGGGCCAGGUUGUUCAACUCGGAAGGAAAGGUGACUAAGCUGUUCAAUGAUGUUGGGGAUUCCCUGAAUCUGCCCACCCUGAACCAGACCCCCUUCAGGCUCACCGUGAGGAAGGAUGUGGUGGUCGCUAUCAUAGCUGCCUUGCUCCAUUCGGGAAAACUCACAGUCCUGUUGGACUCUGUGCUUCCUGAGGUAGCCCGCCAGCUGAAGUCAAGCAUCAAGGUGAUCGACGAAACGGCAGCAGAGCAGCUGGGGCCCACACAGAUCGUGAAGAUCCUGAGUCAGACGACCCCAAUGCUCAUUCUGGACCAGGGCAAUGCCAAGGUGGUCCAACUGAUCGUGCUGGAAAUAUUCGCCACCGAUAAAGACAGCCGCCCCCUCUUCACCCUGGGCAUCGAAGCCUCCUCGGACGUUCAGUUUUACAUCGAAGAUAGCCUACUUAUGCUCAGCUUUAAUGAAAUCAGAGCUGAUCGGAUCCAUCUGAUGAACUCAGACAUCGGCCUGUUCAACCCUAAACUUCUGAACAACAUCACCACCGAGAUCCUCACCUCCAUCCUGCUGCCAAACGAGAAUGGCAAAUUAAGAUCUGGGAUCCCAGUGUCAAUGGUGAAAGACUUGGGAUUUAAGUCGGUUUCGUUGUCUCUGACCAAGGACGCCCUUGUGGUCACCCCAGCCUCCUCUUAG
Messenger RNA from Budorcas taxicolor (takin), 1422 nucleotides. RefSeq names its product BPI fold containing family B member 1 (gene BPIFB1). The transcript has 15 exons. NCBI's taxonomy places the organism in Eukaryota, Metazoa, Chordata, Mammalia, Artiodactyla, Bovidae. The record is from RefSeq and is a predicted model, not a curated record. Gene Ontology annotation, molecular function: lipid binding. The coding region runs from base 1 to 1422 and encodes 473 amino acids.